Molecule: messenger RNA, 348 nt
Organism: Funneliformis caledonium
Lineage: Eukaryota; Fungi; Glomeromycota; Glomeromycetes; Glomerales; Glomeraceae
Source: the annotation of a GenBank genome assembly
AUGAGUGAUGAACUACAAAUAUUCCAAUAUACAUUUAAUGAAGAUAAUGAGACAAGACAACCAAAAAGGAGGUUGCCAAACAUGUUCAUUUCCUAUCGCAAAGAAAUGAUGAAGCAUAAGCCUCCUAAGAUGCCAAUGGGCGAAUACAGCAGAUUGGUAUCCAAAUGGUGGAAGCAACUAUCGGAAUCUGAUAAAUCGAAAUGGCAAAAACGUUAUCACAUCAACAGAGAUCAAAACCUCCUCAUUUCGGCUACAAAUGAUGAGCCCAUAUCAAAACGUUUGAAAAUCGAUUGCUUUUUGUCGGAAAAUCCUGCAAAGGAAGUUUUAGAUAGCAUUGACGAUUUCUAA